UUAUAUUUCUCUUGUGCGACAUACACUUUCCUUUUGGGGGAGUAUGCCUGGGGCUUUGUUUUUGUGUGUCACUGUCACAAAUUUUCACAAGUAAAUCCCCAAUCGAUCGUUACGCAUCCAAAUCCGAUCGUUAUGAGCUACGUCCAGACUCUGGUGGACAUGGGCUUCCGACGGGAGCGAGUGGAGUUCGCGCUGCAGGUGACCGGCAGCGAGGGUGUGGAGCCGGCCAUGGAGUGGCUGCUGGCCCAUCUUGACGAGGAGGUUCCGUCCGCAGGAGAGCGUAGAGUCGCAGGGGCAGGGGCAGGGGCGGCACCCUCAGCCAGUGGCAGCCAGGAGGACCCGGCACCCAGCAGCAGCGGCGGGGGCGGAGCCGGCCCUGGGGCGGUGGUCAAGUCGGUCAAAUGCGACGACUGCGGCAAGGUGCUCAAGGAUCACUUGGAAGUCGAAUACCACGCUGCCAAGACCGGCCACAGCAACUUUUCGGAGUCCGCGGUGGAGAAGAAGCCCCUCAGCGACGAGGAGAAGGCGGCCCAGAUGGCCGUCAUCGCGGAGAAGCUCAAGCAGAAGCGCGUCGAGCGGGAGGAGCGUGAGAAGGUGGACGCCCUGGAGCACGAGAGGAACCGCAUCCGGCAGGGCAAGGAAAUGGCCGAGGCCAAGCGUCGCACGGAGGAGACCGAGAUGAAGAAGAUCGUGGAUGAGCGCAGGCGCGAGAAGGAGGAGGACAAGGAGGCCCGCGACCGGGUGCGUGCUCAAAUCGAGGACGACAAGGCCGCCCGCAGGGCCAGAGAGGCUCCACAGAUGCCCAGCAAGGAGCCUGCUCCCUCCGUCAGCUCUCCCAGCGGCGUCAAGUCGUCGCCGCGCGACUACACCGAGACCCGCAUCCAAGUGCGUCUGCAGGACGGCUCCACCCUCACCGAGACCUUCGGCGUGAAGGAGCCGCUGUCGGCCGUGCGCGUGUUCAUCCAAGCGAAGACCGGCAUCGAGACGCCCUUCGCCCUGAUGACCACAUUCCCGCGCAAGCUCUACGCCGAGGAGGACUACGGGCAGCCGCUGGAGGUGCUCGGCCUGGUCCCCACCGCCGUCAUCACCAUGACCAAGGCGGCUGCGUGAAGAGGGCGCGCGCUAUAUUCCCCCCUCCCCCCGAAACACAACACUAUUAUAUUAAAAUUUUGACAGAUCCACUGCAGAAGUGGAGCCUUAAA
Molecule: messenger RNA, 1202 nt
Organism: Drosophila pseudoobscura
Lineage: Eukaryota; Metazoa; Arthropoda; Insecta; Diptera; Drosophilidae
Product: UBX domain-containing protein 1-like
Exons: 1
Coding region: 133-1110 (325 amino acids)
Biological process (GO): negative regulation of protein K48-linked deubiquitination; negative regulation of protein ubiquitination; negative regulation of proteasomal ubiquitin-dependent protein catabolic process
Cellular component (GO): nucleus; cytoplasm
Molecular function (GO): K48-linked polyubiquitin modification-dependent protein binding
Source: RefSeq, a predicted model, not a curated record